Eucalyptus grandis is the source of this 3485-nucleotide messenger RNA. Its product is annotated as MDIS1-interacting receptor like kinase 2. Gene Ontology annotation, molecular function: ATP binding; protein kinase activity; protein binding. NCBI's taxonomy places the organism in Eukaryota, Viridiplantae, Streptophyta, Magnoliopsida, Myrtales, Myrtaceae. The record is from RefSeq and is a predicted model, not a curated record. The transcript is spliced from 2 exons. Gene Ontology annotation, biological process: protein phosphorylation.
CUAGAAACGAAGAAAAGCCCACCCCAGAAAACCUCAAACCUCUCAUGGCCUGGUCUCACAAACAACUCUCAAUGUUGUUCCUUGCUUACCUUCUUUUCAUAUUCGCGCAACAAAUGUCUUGUCUUGCUUCAUCUCGAAGCUCUUCUCUAGUGGCCCUUACUGAUGCUAGUAACCAUACGGUAAAUGAGGAAGUGAAGGCACUCCUAACAUGGAAGUCUAAGUUAGACAGCGGGAGUCGCUAUACUUUGUCUUCAUGGAAUGGAAGCAGCCCGUGCUCAUGGCGCGGAAUCGAUUGUAAUCCUCUGGGGAGCGUUGUGAGCUUGAACCUUUCAGAUUCUGCCAUACGUGGUACGCUUCACUCUCUCAAUUUCUCCCAUUUGCCCGACUUGUUCACUCUUAACCUUGCCAACAAUCAGCUCUUUGGGAACAUGCCUCUGAGCAUUGGCCAUCUUUCCAAGCUUAUUCGUCUGGAAUUACCUCGAAAUAACCUUUCAGAAAACAUUCCAAUUGAACUUGGGUCAUUACGAUCUUUACAAUUUCUUGAUCUUAGGUAUAAUAAUUUGACUGGCCCAAUUCCCAUUGAGAUAUUUGGCUUGAGCAACUUGACAGAACUAUACCUUUCAUUUAAUAAGCUUUCUGGUUUCAUUCCUAAAGAAAUAGGAAUACCCGAAUCAUUGGCAUCUUUACAAGUUCUCGAUCUUAGGGGUAAUGAAUUGACCGGCCCAAUUCCCAAUGAGAUAGUUAGCUUGGUUAGCUUGACUGGUUUGUACCUUGCGGCUAAUAACCUUUCUGGUUUCAUCCCUAAAGAAAUAGGGAGGCUGAAGUCUCUCUAUUUUCUCCACAUACAGGAGAACAGCAUAGCCGGUCCUAUUCCUUCUUCCAUCGGAAACAUGAGUAGUUUGGUGGAGUUAUGGCUUUUUCGUAAUGAACUUGUUGGAUCCAUUCCAAAGGAAAUAGGAAGGUUGGGGUCUCUCCAUCAACUUGACUUAUCUGUCAAUUAUCUCAAUGGAUCCAUCCCUACAACUAUAGGAAAUUUGAGUAAUCUGACAUUUCUUUACCUCUAUGAGAACCAGCUUUCUGGCUCCAUACCUUCGGAAGUUGGAGGAAUGAGAUACCUCAUACAUUUUCAACUGCCAACUAAUGAUUUAAUAGGUCCCAUCCCAUCCUCCAUAGGGAAUUUGAGCAAUCUGAAUAGCCUUCAACUUUACCAAAAUAAGUUGUCUGGUCCUAUUCCCGAAGAACUAGGAAUGCUCGAUCUCUCUCCGAUCUCGUGCUUAUGAUUAACAAUCUCUCUGGCUCAAUUCCAUCCACUAUAGGUAAUUUAAGCAAGCUCACAAACCUACAGCUAGCCAAUAACAAGUUUGUUGGCCAAUUGCCACAAGAUAUUUGCAGCGGUCGAGUUCUUCAAAACUUUACCGCAAGUGACAAUUACUUCACUGGUCCAAUUCCGCGAGGCCUCAAAAACUGCACAAGUUUGUAUAGAGUUAGGCUCCAAAACAACCGGCUCAAGGGAGAUAUAUCUGAGGGUCUUGGCACAUACCCUUACUUAGAUUAUCUUGAGUUGAGCAACAAUGAACUUUACGGUGAGCUACCAUCUAGAUUGCGUGAAUAUAGCAAUUUGACGAGCCUGAAAAUCUCCAACACUCUAAUCUCAGGCGUGAUACCCUUUGAGCUUGGCAACAUGACCCAAUUGCAUAUACUUGAUCUCUCUUCAAAUAGUCUUGUUGGGGAAAUUCCAGAAGACGUAGGAAAACUGAAGUUUCUUCUAGAGCUUUCACUCUAUGACAAUCAUCUACAAGGCUACAUACCUCGAGAACUCGGAACAUUGCCUGAUCUGUCAAGAAUUAAUGUGGCCGGAAAUAACCUAAGUGGCUCAAUUCCUAGACAACUUGGAGAGUGUUCGAAGCUUCUAACUUUGAAUUUAAGUAGAAAUAGUCUUGAAAGAAGCAUUCCCACCGAGAUUAGCAAUCUUCAAUCUCUUCAAUUCCUCGAUCUAAGUCAAAAUUUGCUCACGGGAGAAAUACCUGGACAACUUGGGCUAUUGCACAAACUGGAAACACUCAAUCUCUCGCACAAUCAGCUUUCAGGUUCCAUUGCAUCGAGCUUUAAUGGUAUGGCAAGCUUGACAUCCGUUGACAUAUCGUAUAAUGAACUAGAGGGUGCCUUACCAAACAUUCCAGCAUUUGAUAGUGCUACAACUGAAGUUGUGAGAGGAAACAAAGGCUUGUGUGGAGUUAUUGCUAGUCUCAAUCCCUGUACAACAACAAGGUUGAAAGGCAAAAACAAAAGCAAAAAGUUCCUGCUGAUUUUGAUUCCCACUUUUGGUUGCUUACUCUCUUUGCUUCUUAUUGUGGGAGCUUCAAGUAUCGUAUGCCGAAGAGUAAGGAAAACAGAGGUUAGUUUGACUAAUGGAAGCAAUGAAAACCCAUGGGCAAUAUUGAGCUUUGAUGGAAAGAUGGCCUAUGAGAACAUUAUUGAAGCUACGGAGGAGUUUGAUGCCAAAUAUUGCAUUGGUGUGGGAGGACAUGGGAGUGUUUACAAGGCCCAAUUGCAAAUAGGUGAGACUGUUGCUAUAAAGAAACUUAAAGAAGCAGUGGACGUUGAAAUUGCCAAUCAAAAAGCAUUUGAAAGGGAGAUUCAUGCUUUGACUGAAACUCGGCACCGCAAUAUCAUCAAGCUCUAUGGCUUUUGCUUGAGUUCUCAACAUUCAUUUCUGGUGUACGAGUUCUUGGAAGGUGGUAGCUUGAAGGAUGUAUUGAAUAAUGAAGAGAGGAUAACAACAUUUGACUGGCACAAGAGAGUGAAUGUGGUUAAAGGUGUGGCUAAAGCUUUGUGCUACAUGCACCAUGAAUGCUCUCCUCCUAUAAUUCAUUGAGACAUAUCAAGCAAGAACAUUUUACUAGAUGAAGAAUAUGAAGCUCAUGUCUCUGAUUUUGGCACAGCUAAGGUUCUAAAACCUUAUUCAUCCAAUUGGACUUCCUUUGCAGGCACCUUUGGAUAUGUAGCUCCAGAACUCGCAUACACUAUGGAAGUGAACGAAAAAUGCGAUGUUUAUAGCUUCGGAGUGAUGACAUUGGAAGUAAUCAUGGGAAGACAUCCAGGAGAUCUCAUAUCGUCUCUUAUGUCCUCAUCUUCAUCAUCCUCGCACCAUUCAACAGACUCUUGGCCAUUGAAAGAAGUUUUAGAUCAAAGAAUUCCAUACCCAAAAGGUGAUGUGCUAGGGGAAGUGGCAUUUGUGACGAAGAUGGCAUUUUCGUGCUUAAGUCCCAAACCAGAGUAUCGUCUGAGCAUGCAACAAGUUUCUCGAGCGAUAUCAGCACAUAGCUCAACCGUGUUGACCACACCAGAGGACAUCAAAUUGGAAGAAGUAGUCGGUCCUACAUGCUUCACUAAUUGAGAUAUUUUAGCAAGCUGUCUCUUGUAUUAUAUUUAUCUUAGUCAACUUCAUUAUAAAUUGUUGCAAUAUUUCGUUAAUUACUCCAAAA